GUGGCGUCUGCAGAUGCACACAGACCAUGCAAGUGCCACGGCAGCCCUGCCCUUAGAAAAGAAUCCUAUCUGGAAGUCAGACAUGUGACCCAUCUCUGCACCUGCCCCUGAGAAAUCUGGCUUUUCAAGGAGUCAGCCCUUUCCAGGCCAAUAGCUGAAAGGAAUGAUGAGAAGAACUUGUGACACAUCAACUCUUGACUCAGAUGCUAACACAGUAUAAUUUAAUGUCUACUUGAUGAAACUACUUUUCUACUAAGGAAAAUAAAAGGUGACUUGCAAAGUAUGGCCGGCCACAACAUCUCCAGGGAUUCCUCUUGCAGUCCUACAAUGACGCCCCACUUAACCAGGCUCUACUUCGUAGUGCUCAUUGGAGGGCUGGUGGGUGUCAUCUCCAUUCUGUUCCUGCUGGUGAAAAUGAACACCCGCUCUGUGACCACCACUGCGGUCGUUAACUUGGUGGUGGUGCACAGUGUUUUUCUGCUGACCGUGCCUUUCCGCUUGACCUAUCUCAUCAAGGAGACUUGGACAUUUGGGCUGCCCUUCUGCAAGUUCGUGAGUUCCAUGCUGCACAUCCACAUGUACCUCACCUUCCUUUUCUAUGUGGUCAUCCUGGUCACCAGGUACCUCAUCUUCUUCAAGUGCAAGGACAAAGUGGAAUUCUACAGAAAGCUGCACGCUGUGGCUGCCAGCACUGGCAUGUGGGUGCUGGUGAUUGUCAUUGUGGUGCCCCUGGUUGCUUCCCAGUAUGGAACUCAGGAGGAGUACAAUGAGCAGGACUGUUUUAAAUUCCACAAAGAACUUUCCCACACGUACGUGAAAGUCAUCAACUAUAUGAUAGUGGCGAUUGUCAUAGCCAUUGCGGUGAUUCUCUUGGUCUUCCAGGUCUUCAUUAUUGUGUCGAUGGUGCGGAAACUAGGCCACUCUUUGCUAUCCCACCAGGAGUUCUGGGCUCAACUGAAAAACCUAUUUUUUAUAGGGAUCAUCAUUUUUUGUUUCCUCCCCUACCAGUUCUUUAGGAUCUAUUACUUACAAGUUGUGGAAAGUGCCAAUGACUGUGAAGAUAAUGUUGCGUUUUUUAAUGAAAUCCUCUUGAGUGUAACAGCAAUCAGCUGUUGUGACUUGCUGCUGUUUGUCUUGGGGGGAAGCCGUUGGUUUAAGCAAAAGAUAAUUGACCUAUGGAAUUGCAUUUUGUGCCGUUAGCCACAAACUGCAGUAUUCAUAAUUACUUCCUUUAUAUUGGGAGUGAAAAUGGGCACAAGGAAUGGAAGAAUGGUAUUGCAUUACAUGAUCAAAACCAUGCCUUGAUCUAGCCAAACAGAGGACUAUGAAACGUCAGAGCACUCAUCCUAGUCCUUGUUUGAUUCCUAUGGUCUCUGAAUGAUGCCAAUACAAAGACCAGCAAUGUUGAAUCCACCUGGAGUUGCAAUACUGUGCUAUUUUCCAAUACAAAAUGUCUGCUUGGCCCAUCCAGGCAACAUAGGUCUAAAGAGUUUUAGAGUUUCAUUACCUCAUUCUAAUUUCCUCCAUUGGAAAAGUGUCCUUUUUUUAGGCUUUGGACUGGAUGCAACUGUUUUCAUUCUACUUCACCUUAGGAAGGUUGAUCCUGGCCACAAUUUAGCUCAAAGACACAAACUCUACUUGGCUAACAAGAUAAGAUGUCCCAUAUAUCUCACACCCUGACAAAAACAAAUAAGAUAAGAGAAUGGUAAUGAACUUUUCUAGAUUAUCUUAACUCUAAAGGGAAGUCAGUUAUCUAAGAAUCAAACAAAAAGAACUCAUGGCCUUCUGUUAAAACAAGAUUUUCUAGAUUUGUCCUUUGACAGGUCAAGUUUAAGGACAUGGAAAUCAACUACCUCAAUAUCACUAAUUGCACUGUUGCCCCCAAAAUCAUUCCAAAGUUCACUGAACACGUAUAACUAAUGGUAAAAGUAUAACUUAGAGAAUAUUCUUGCCCAAUAUACUGCCGGGCAUUAAAAUGAGUUCUCAAGGGAAGUGAUUAAAUUUUUUUCUGAGUUUUGAGAGAAUUUCUAAAUGUCCCAGGCCACAGUUGAUUUAAUUUGAGAAAAGAAAGUUAUACCGAAAUCUUUAGAGUUCCCUUCCUCCCCUAAAGUUAUGUGUUUUUAAAUAAAUGAAAACUAAAAAAAAAAAGGACUUUGGGGAAAUAUAUUUAAAACCCCAUUAAUUUAGACCCUGUGAGAUUAGGCUGCAUGAAGGUUUUCUGAAUUUUUGAGGAAUGGAUGAAUAAACACACUUGAAAAUAAUAAAGUUAUAAAUCUUUAAAACAUUAAAUAAUUUGAGUUUCUUAUCAAAUUUGGAGUAAAUUCUUGCAAAAUUUGAUUCAUAACUUGUGACAUGUGCAUGUUAAAUUGAUUUUAUUUCAAGAACCUUUAUUUCUGGCUAGGUUGAUACACAGUGGGUUUUUGCUUUUUGGGUUUUUUUCCUCUUCCCCAUUCUUCUUUUGUUCUCAAUGUUUCGUACUCUCAAAACUUUCCCAGGAACUGAUCCAGUUUUGUAUUUAAUGCUUCAGAAAACCUAAAGUAGUUAAUGAUAUGAAUAGAAGAACUGAAUGAAUUAAGGGAAUUUUUUUUUUCCAUCAAGGUAUAUCUUCCAGAUUUAAAGGUCUUUCUUAAUUUGUUAUCACUCAAUGAAUCCACAGUUCAUCAGAUGAAUAAGAAAUACCCCUGUGAGUUUCUAAGAGAAAUUAAUUCUGAGGAAGAAAAAGUAGCAACAUAGUUCAAACAUUACUUGUUUCAAAUUUUUUCCUGUUAUAAAUUCUCUUUUAUCUUUCCUUUUUCAAAAAGUUAUAUUUAUUUCUUAUUUGUCUUUUGUUCCCAUUUAUUUUCUUAGGUUUUUCUUUCUCACUUUGAUUCAUAAAAUCUGUAAGAAAAUUACCAUGACCCAUAAAAGUUUUGAGAAAAUUUGUAACACCCAUAAAAUGUAUAUGAAAACAAAGACACAGAGAGAAAUAUUUAAAUUAAAAAAGUUAUUUGUGAGGAUUUCAUUAGGCUUUUUUUCUUAUGUUAAUAUCAUCACUAUCAUAAUUUUAUCUUAUAGAUUGUAUUAUUUUCUCUCCCAGGUUUUAGAUAUGUUGAGGUCAGGCAGUUCUGGUUUUCUUUGUAUGAAUACGUUAUAAUAAAGGGCCUAUUUCUGUGGACCUAUAAGAAAUAUUACUGAAAAUAUAGAAACACAAUAUUCCGUAACAUCUUAUUCAUCAGUUUUGAUAGAAUAAAUUAAAAAAAAAUUAGUUAGCCUGUCCUCUACCUUUAAUUGCUAUUGAAAUGAAUCUUCCAUGUGAGUGGGGGUGAUAUUGGCCUUUAGAGCCAUGGUUGGAUAUCACCAUUACAAGAGAAUAAUAUUGACAUUUGGUGGUGGGGGCCAGAGACUAGACAUCUUGCCUUGCACACAACUAUCUGUACAAUAAAGAAUUUUCAGGUCUUGAUUCAUAUUUGACUGUUGUGCUGGAUAUUCAUAAAGUGAAACAUAAACUAAUCAGAGCCAUUAUUGGGUUUUAUUCAGUUUUCAUAAAUACAUGGUAUUUUGGGUAUGGUUUUAAUUUUCUGAAUUUUCUGGAAAUGUAGCUAUCGUGGAUAUUAAAGAAAGAUU
Lemur catta (Ring-tailed lemur) is the source of this 3603-nucleotide messenger RNA. RefSeq names its product G protein-coupled receptor 141 (gene GPR141). The coding region runs from base 283 to 1200 and encodes 305 amino acids. The transcript has 3 exons. Gene Ontology annotation, biological process: G protein-coupled receptor signaling pathway. Gene Ontology annotation, cellular component: membrane. Gene Ontology annotation, molecular function: G protein-coupled receptor activity; oxysterol binding. NCBI's taxonomy places the organism in Eukaryota, Metazoa, Chordata, Mammalia, Primates, Lemuridae. The record is from RefSeq and is a predicted model, not a curated record.